Molecule: messenger RNA, 2082 nt
Organism: Glarea lozoyensis ATCC 20868
Lineage: Eukaryota; Fungi; Ascomycota; Leotiomycetes; Helotiales; Helotiaceae
Exons: 2
Coding region: 1-2082 (693 amino acids)
Biological process (GO): positive regulation of autophagy; cellular response to amino acid starvation; TORC1 signaling
Cellular component (GO): GATOR1 complex
Source: RefSeq, a predicted model, not a curated record
AUGAAGCUCAACCCAUCAAGAGCCCAUCUCGAUGUCAAGCUCCUCACGUCCCAACUCACCAACAUGGCAAACGCGCGCGACAUAAUGCAUCCGGGCCUCUGCGCCAUCGCGUUGGUGAUCCGCGCGCGUGAAGGUCCGAGAUUCGUAUUCCACUACCCUCCGCAUCCAGACGGGAAGGCGGUGGUGAGAGAAGCGAGGUUCGGGACGGAGUUAGAUACUGAACCUAUUUCCCCGGUGUUGGAGGGCGAGGAAAGCGAUGAGGAGUUUGGUGAGGAGGAGAAUAUCGGGGGAGAGGUGGAACAUGGUACGGAUGCUGAUGGCACGCAUGUUGCGCCUUGGGAUCGGUUGUGGGAGUUUCCGACGGCGGAUUUGGAGAGUAUACUAACCCCGUCGAGGGCGUUUCAUAAGAGGCGCUUUGAGUUGAGUCUUGAUCCGGUUGUGUUUGUGAGUUAUCCGGUGCAUAUUCGGGAGGAGGGAGGGUGGAAGAAGAAGAGGUUUAAGAAGAGUAGGAGGAGGAAGGAGGGAGAGAGGGAGGGUGAAGAGGCGAAGGAAAGUAUGGGGAAAGAGGAGGAGGAAGAUGAGGGCGGGAUGACAAUGUUUAAUGUUGUUUUUAUGGUUAAUGUUUCGAGAGAGGAGGAGGAUGGGAGGGUUCAGGAGGUUUUUGAACAUGUGGUGAAGAAGUUUAAUAAGGCGCUUAAUCAUGCGCAGGCGAGUGAUAAUUAUGUUUGGAAGGAGUCAGAGAUGAUUUUGGGGAUGAAGGAUAAGGCGAGGGAGGAGAGACGACCCAUGAGCUGGCUCUGGAAUGAAAUUCUUCUCAAAUCGACUCUCGCUAGCGCUAUAAGAGAUGUGUUUGAUGCGAUUUCAAAUAGCAAGAUUGCAACUUUACAUCUCGCCACAACACCUCCUGUCGACAUAUCGCUACAAAUACCUAUACCCUGUUUUCUCACCAGUUUUCCGAGCUCAGACGACAGAGCUAUGCUAGGACUUCUUCUCACCUCGGCAAAUGCCAUGAUCGACGAAGAAGGAAAUGAGAACCCAACUCAUCUCAAUAAGCACUUUGCUCUCUUGCUUCUCAACAAUGAAGAGAAGAUCAUCUCGGAAAUUCAAGCCGACAAUACGGAACUCACGGCUCCUCUAAUCGAAUGCAUCCGUCUCUGCAAACCAACCCUCUCCUUUCUUCAAGUCGCCCAGACUCAAAACGUCGAAUUAUCCAGCCUUCUGAUCCUCGCCCAACAUCUCAUCUACUGGCGAAGAGCAAUUGCCAUUCCACCUCUCCACGCAAGAGAAACCUACAUCGUCUCCCCCAACUGCGACAGUCGUCAACUCCCCAUAGCAAGCAUCGCCUGGAAAAAAGCAUUCCCACUCGCUCCCUCACUCCCAUCCUACCUCGCCUCCCUCUCCGCCGCUCCUCGACCUUACAAACACUUCUCCCCCAGCAAAAACCACCGCCCAACCUACCUCGACAUGCUCGCCUGGGCCAUGCGCGGCGGCUGGGUCACCCCUCUUCGCACCUACGCCUGGAUUCUCGUGCAUCCGGAAAUUAUCUACGAAGUAGACUACCAACUCAAAGCCGCGGCCGUCGAGAAAGCACGCAACAAGUCCAAAACUGCAGAAUCCGAUCAAGACCUCCUGAGCUCCAGCACCGACUCCUCGACUCACUUCCCUAAAGACCCAAACAGCAUGACCACCUCCCAGGCAGCCGAACACGCUCGUCUCGCUCGCCUCGCCCGCAAAACAGCAGAGGAAACCGCAAUCUUCGCCGCGGAAUUCGAGAAACUGCCUCCCCCCGUCGCAACAGCUCAUCCGUCCCUCAACACGGCGCCACAUCUCAAACAUCUCAGUCCGUACGUGAUCAAAGACCCGCACAAGGUAAGUCACGAGGAGAGUCUGUAUAUCGCGGCGUACAGCAAACGGUUUGAGGACGUGAAGGUGCGCGAAACGUGGUUGAGGUUCUGUGGGAGGUAUUUUAAUGGGAGGGAGCCGUUGGAGAUGAUUGCGUUGCGCGAGGGCAUGAAGAGGAAGGAGACUUGGGGGUUGCUUGCUGCGUUUGGGGAGGUGAUUUUGGUUGCUAGACAUUGGUAG